GACAUGUAUCAAGGUCAGUGUGGGAAUAUGUUCUGUGGCCUUUGUCCAGUCCGGGGCCGCCGGUGCCUGGGCGCAAUAAACCCGGGUGGGGGGAGGGUGCUGCUGAAUUGAUUAGCUCCUCUCUCGGUAUUGGCCAGCUUUUGGAUAACCGGGCACAUCUCCGCGGCGCAUGAAUGCAGCGCGGUCAAAAGUCAGCGAAAGGUUGCGGGGUCACCCCGCAUGAAAAGAUGAGGGGUGCUGCUUCUCAUCGCCUCGGGGCCGCGCCGGGACAAAGAUGGAGACGCGCGCUAUUGAAAACGCGGCGCUUUACGCCUUCCCACCUGACCGUGGCAUCUCUGAGCUCCGUGUGAAUGAGGGACGGCGCUAAAUUGACCGACGUCUAGACAAGCGGGACGUAAACAACGUGUUUUGCAAGACGUGACGCGACACGCCCCGUGUUUGGGUUUCACGCUCUCCGGGAGACUCUGUUAACAGUUCGCUCCGUGAGCUGCGCGAGAAAACUCAGAUCUGCUCACGCCUGUGCUCGCGUAAAACUUGUGGGAGCGCUUCGCCGCGGCGCACGGUGACAGUGCAACUCACAGCGAACAACCUCUCGCCGACGAGAAAACAACUCAUCGCCUUAUUUAUGAAUGACACCUCUAUAAAUUCUGUCUGGACUCAUUUAACGCUGGAUUUCUCACCGGAAUGUGUGGCUCCGUGCGCACGGUUGUUGGGACAGCUUGCCACCAAGGCCCCACCGUUUCUUUGAUGUUUUUACAAUGUUUGUCCAGUUGCUUAGCGCAUGGUGGUGCUUCAUAAGAGUUUCAGACACCGGACGAGCAUGGGGGCGGUCAGAGGGGCUGCCCUUUCCACCUCCAUUCACACUCUGAAAGGCUGAUGUUGCGUCUUACUCGCUCAUUGUGCAGCUUCGUCCGCCGAUUUCGCUGUUCGGGGACCUUGAAUGAGUUUGCCCCCUUUUGUUGCGAGUUUUAUUUUGAUUGUCAAGGCGGAUACUUCGUGCAUUUUUGAACGAGCCUCUGGGAUAUAUUUUGCGUCAUUUCAGCGUUUGGGAGCCCUUUUUAAUCUUUAGGAACGCUUCUUUUUGCGCACGGCGAACUGACUUACACAAUGUUUGCGCACAAAACCGGAGACCACCUUUAAAAAAAAAAAAAAAAUAAUAAUAAUCGACCUAACACUUAUUUCGAAUUUGAAGACCUAAAGGAGGAAUGGAUAUACUCGGAGCAAAGGAGCAAUGAUGUAUAAAAUCUGUCUUUUGGAGAAUAGAUGUAUAAAGAAUGAAAGUUGGCACAAUGCACCGAGCUCAAAUAAGCCACUAUUAGGAUGGAUACGUGCGUAUUUGUUGGUGCUUUUGGUUUGCCAAGUAGCAGAACUGUCUUUGUGUGCGAGCGUGGCAGGAUCCAAAGUCAAACACGAGGGAUUUUGUCCCAACAAGCUGAAUUCCAAUCUGUGGGUCGAUGCGCAAAGCACCUGCGAAAGGGAAUGCAACGUCGAUGAGGACUGUGCUGACUUUGAGAAAUGCUGCACCAACGUGUGUGGCCUCAACAGCUGUGUGGCUGCACGUUUCUCUGAUGGCACCCCUGCCCAGCCAGAUGGGCAGGGUGGAGGGAAAAAGGGUGAUGCCCCCGCCUCCAUCCCCACCUGUGAGGGCUUUAUCUGCAGCCAGCAGGGGGCGAUCUGUGACAUCUGGGACGGACAGCCCAUCUGCAAGUGCCAGGACCGGUGUGAGAAAGAGCCUAACUUCACCUGUGCCUCAGAUGGCCUCACCUACUUCAACCGCUGCUACAUGGACGGAGAAGCCUGCAUCCGUGGGGUGACGCUAACUGUGGUCACCUGUCGCUUCUACCUGGCCGGGCCCCCCACCAGCCCGCUGCCUCAGGACACUACAGCCAACCCCACCCCCACCUCCUCCCAGGAGGACCCCAUGCCCCCCACUCUUUACUCCAACCCACGCCACCAGUCCAUAUAUGUGGGAGGCACCAUUAACUUCCACUGUGACGUUAUUGGAGUCCCCAGACCUGAUGUGACGUGGGAGAAACAGAGCGAGCGGCGGGAACGCCUGGUCAUGAGGCCGGACCAGAUGUACGGCAACGUGGUUAUCACCAACAUCGGUCAGCUUGUCAUUUACAACGCCCAGGUGUGGGAUACAGGUAUCUACACCUGCAUUGCACGGAAUUCAGUUGGAGUUCUUCAUGCGGACUACCCUCUGUCAGUCAUCCGCCGGGCCGGUGAUGACUUCUCCGAAGAUCCCGAGAUGCCGAUGGGGCGGCCAUUCUCACCAGCAGACUGCCUGGCUGAAGUGGACCGGAGAGUGUGCAGUGGUGAGCGCCAUGUUGACUGGUAUUACGACAGCAAGCUGGGCUCCUGCAUGGCCUUCAGCAAUGGUGGAUGUGACGACAGCCGCAAUCGAUUCGAGACUUAUGAGGAGUGCAAGGCCUCCUGUCAGAGAGAGGGGAUGGGCAUCUGCGCUCUGCCAGCUGUCCAGGGCCCCUGCAAAACUUGGGAGCCACGUUGGGCCUGGAAUUCUGUCACGAAGCAGUGCCAAGCCUUCGCCUAUGGUGGCUGCCAUGGGAACGCCAACAGCUUCCACACCAAGAAGGAGUGUGAGGCGAACUGCCCACAGCCCAAAAGAAAACCUUGUAAGACCUGUCGAGUGAAGGCGAAAAUGGUGCCCAGUUUAUGCCGGAGUGACUUUGCUAUUGUGGGGCGGCUGACAGAGCUGGUGGAGGAUCUGGACUCUGGGUUAGCCCAUUUUAGCUUGGAGGAGGUCCUGAGAGAUGAAAAGAUGGGCUUGACUUUCUUUAAUACCAAACACCUAGAGGUGACUAUCGCCAAGAUAGACUGGAGUUGUCCCUGUCCAAAUAUCACCAUGGAGGAAAACCCUUUACUGGUGAUGGGUGUGGUGCAGGACGGCAUGGCCAUCAUCCAGUCGGACAGCUAUGUCAGAGCCAUAACUGAACGCAGACUCAAGAGGCUACGUGACGUUGUGAAUAAAAAGUCCUGCAAGGAAUCGUAAAAGUCCAAGGACUCAGACUCGGUCGGUCACAGAUGAUCUGUGGUCAAAUUUACCUUUAGCACUGAAGAUACGCAUCAGAACUGCAGCAAGAAAAGCAGAUAUUUAAUAACUCUUUAAAUCUACAAAGUGUGUAUGUUAAAUAUCGAAUGUUCAUGAAGUUAUGAGUUAAUUUGUAUGUACAAUAUAUGCUCAUUGCAACACAGGUUAUCCUACAUUCCAGGUGUGUUGAGUACGUUAAAGGCUAAGUUCACCCAAAAAUAAAAAUUCAGUUAUAAAGACAUCCAUGUGCAGACAGAAAGCAGGGAAAAGUUUUGCAGUCGACAAAAAAAACUUCACAUCAAAACGGCGUCGGAGCAUACUCCAAACAACUGAAGUAGCUGGGGACUUGUUUUAAAAUGUUAAAACUAAAAAAAACCCACCAAAAAACCAAAAAACAAAGUCGCUCCAUACAGCUCGUUUGACAUAAUCAAAUUCUCCCUGAGAUCCCAAACUGAUUUAAUGAAAAUACAUUCUUUACAUCCUUGACAGGACUGAGCAUGUGCAUCUACUCCAAAUCAGAUGAUCGCCAACGCUAAGAUUUUGUCUUAAAAACAGUUUAAAUAGGUAUUUUCAAAUCCAUUUGGGAUCUCAGGGAUCUCCAGACACGUUGAUUAUGCCACAAAAAGGUGUAUGGAGCCAUUUUAUGUUUUUUUUUUUUUUUUUUUUAAAUGUUUUAAAACAAGACUCCCCAUCUACUUCAGUUGUUUAGGAGUACGCCGUUCUGCUAUAAAGCUCCAAAAAGGUUUUAUGGAUUGUAAAACUUUACCCUCCUUUCCGUCAGCAUUAGAGUUGAACCGAUAAUGACUGAGCAUUCAUUUUUGGCAGAACUUAUCCUUUAACAUCAGUUCUGAUGCGCCUUUAAAAUAAUUUUAUAUACAGAUAUUCUUUCUUUUUGCUCGUCCUCUGUAAACUUGUAUUCUGAAAAAAUAAGAUAGUAGCCAGGGUAGCAGACACAUGCUUAUCAACUUAAAAAAAUCCUAGUUUGUGGUGCUAAAUAUAAACACCUGCAUUUAUAACCUCUAUAUUGUGUUUUUUAUGUUUUAUUUUAGUAUGUUUAUUUUGUAUCAUAUUCCUUACAGUAGGUAGAGGAGUUUU
This is a messenger RNA of Acanthopagrus latus (yellowfin seabream), 4147 nucleotides long. RefSeq names its product WAP, follistatin/kazal, immunoglobulin, kunitz and netrin domain containing 1 (gene wfikkn1). The record is from RefSeq and is a predicted model, not a curated record. Lineage: Eukaryota; Metazoa; Chordata; Actinopteri; Spariformes; Sparidae. Gene Ontology annotation, cellular component: extracellular region. The transcript has 2 exons. The coding region runs from base 1232 to 3013 and encodes 593 amino acids. Gene Ontology annotation, molecular function: serine-type endopeptidase inhibitor activity; protein binding.